Molecule: messenger RNA, 573 nt
Organism: Botrytis sinoallii
Lineage: Eukaryota; Fungi; Ascomycota; Leotiomycetes; Helotiales; Sclerotiniaceae
Exons: 1
Coding region: 1-573 (190 amino acids)
Source: RefSeq, a predicted model, not a curated record
AUGUCUCCCACCAAAGAACCCUUCACCAUAACUGCCUCUCCAUCAACCGACAUCUGGCGCAAGCCUCCUACCACAGAUGUCUUCAAUGCACCCACCAACAUGGCUUCGGCAAUACCUCUCACCUCAUUCUUUUCUUCCAAGAUCACAUUUUCCCUCCCUUGCAAAUAUCGCUACGACCAAGGUGGCCUUCUUCUCCAUCUCACCAAAGCCGGUUCCAAAGAUCGCUGGCUGAAGACUGGAGUUGAGUUUUAUAAUGGCAAACCAUUUGUGAGCACUGUUGGAUGUGACAAUUUUGCGGAUUGGAGCAUCUAUCCGACAGGUCUUGAUCCGAGUGAAGACGUGGAGGUUACGGUUGAAGCGAGGAGAGAGGGGGACGAGAAUGGAAAAAGUCUUUGGGUUUAUUGGAUCAAGGGCGAAGAGAGAAUACCACUUAGAGAGGUGGCGUGGUUUUUUUCUGAUGAAGAUUGGGAUAUUGCAGUUGGGGCGAUGGCUUGUAGACCUGCUAAAGCUGAGGCUACUAACGGAGAGAGUUUAGAAGUCAAAUUUUGGGAUUUCGAAUUGAAACAGAAUUGA